Prionailurus viverrinus (fishing cat) is the source of this 7421-nucleotide messenger RNA. It is a transcript of the gene RELCH, whose product is annotated as RAB11 binding and LisH domain, coiled-coil and HEAT repeat containing. Bases 223 to 3840 code for a protein of 1205 amino acids. Gene Ontology annotation, cellular component: trans-Golgi network; recycling endosome. Gene Ontology annotation, molecular function: protein binding. Gene Ontology annotation, biological process: intracellular cholesterol transport. Lineage: Eukaryota; Metazoa; Chordata; Mammalia; Carnivora; Felidae. The record is from RefSeq and is a predicted model, not a curated record. The transcript has 29 exons.
CCUGCAGAGCCCGGCUGCUGGUGCAGCAGUGGCUGAGGCAGCGGGUGCUGCUGCAUCCGGACCUCCUGCCUCAGAGUCUCCUCCUAGUCUCCGGGUGGGGAGGUGGGACGUGGCCAGGCCAAGGUUGUGGUAGUGCGCAGUGCCCGCUGCGGCUUAGGGGGAAUUGAGGCUGAGGCCUGUCAGAGCCAGUCGGGGAGGCGCCCACAGUCCUGACAGGAUAAGAUGGCGGCGAUGGCGCCUGGAGGUGGUGGCAGUGGUGGCGGCGGUGUGAAUCCAUUCCUCAGCGAUUCGGACGAGGACGACGACGAGGUAGCGGCGACCGAGGAGCGGCGGGCAGGACUUCGGCUGGGUUCCGGGAGCGGCCUAGAUCCUGGCUCUGCGGACUCGCUGUCGCCCCAGGAUCCCGUGGCCUUAGGGAGCAGUGCGCGGCCAGGGCUCCCCGGGGAGGUGUCGGCGGCUGCGGUGGCACUGGGGGGCUGUGGGGAGACCCCUGCCCGCUUGUCCAUUGACGCGAUCGCGGCUCAGCUGUUGCGCGAUCAAUACUUGCUGACUGCUCUGGAGCUGCACACCGAGCUGUUAGAGAGUGGCCGCGAACUGCCUCGGCUGCGCGACUACUUCUCCAAUCCAGGCAACUUCGAGAGGCAGAGUGGGACCCCGCCGGGGAUGGGGGCGCCGGGGAUCCCUGGAGCAGCUGGCAUUGGAGGCGCAGGAGGUCGGGAACCGAGUACGACGUCUGGCGGGGGACAGCUCAAUCGAGCUGGGAGCAUCAGUACUCUUGAUUCUUUAGACUUUGCAAGAUACUCAGAUGACGGGAACAGGGAAACAGAUGAAAGAGUGGCAGUCCUGGAGUUUGAACUACGGAAAGCCAAGGAGACCAUUCAGGCCCUCCGAGCCAACCUGACAAAGGCUGCAGAACAUGAAGUUCCUUUACAGGAACGAAAAAAUUACAAAUCAAGUCCUGAAAUUCAGGAACCAAUCAAACCUCUUGAAAAGAGAGCUCUAAACUUCUUAGUCAAUGAAUUUUUAUUGAAGAAUAACUACAAGCUUACAUCAAUAACCUUUUCAGAUGAAAAUGAUGAUCAGGAUUUUGAACUAUGGGAUGAUGUAGGAUUAAACAUUCCAAAACCUCCAGACUUACUGCAACUCUACCGAGAUUUUGGAAACCAUCAGGUGACUGGGAAAGAUCUUGUGGAUGUGGCCAGUGGUGUAGAAGAAGAUGAAUUAGAGGCUCUUACACCAGUUUUAGGCAACCUUCCUCCAAGCCUUGAAACUCAGACUGUAGAGAACUCCUUGCUAGUACAGAAAUUAGAAGAUAAAAUUAGUUUAUUAAAUAGUGAGAAAUGGUCUUUGAUGGAGCAAAUCAGAAGACUUGAAAGUGAAAUGGACUUCCUCAAAAAUGAACACUUUGCCAUCCCAGUGGUUUGUGACUCUGUUCAGCCUUCUUUGGAUCAUAAAGACUCUGAAGACACUGGACAGAAUCCAGUUAUAAAUAGUUCAGACAAGGAAAAAGACAAGGAUAUCCAUCUCUCAAAAUCAGAUGAAGUGGAUUCCGCUAUUCCUAAGGAGAAUUUCCCAAGUUCUCUCCCCAGGAGAGAAAGAGAAGAAAUGCCCUCUUCUUCUCCAUCAAGUAAAAACACAGUCCAUUUUGAUAAACCCAAUAGGAAAUUGUCUCCUGCUUUCCACCAAGCUCUACUUUCUUUUUGUCGAAUGUCAGCAGAUAGUCGUUUAGGAUCAGAGGUGUCUCGGAUUGCAGACAGUGAGAAAAGUGUCAUGUUAAUGCUGGGACGCUGCCUGCCACACAUUGUUCCUAAUGUGCUGUUGGCAAAGAGAGAGGAGUUGAUUCCCCUCAUAUUGUGUACAGCAUGCCUACAUCCUGAGCCUAAAGAAAGAGAUCAGCUUCUCCAUAUACUUUUCAAUUUGAUCAAGAGGCCAGAUGAUGAGCAGAGGCAAAUGAUACUGACAGGUUGUGUGGCAUUUGCACGCCAUGUUGGACCAACACGUGUAGAAGCUGAACUUUUACCGCAGUGCUGGGAACAGAUUAACCACAAAUACCCGGAAAGACGUCUACUUGUAGCAGAAUCCUGUGGAGCAUUGGCACCUCACCUUCCUAAAGAAAUCCGUAGCUCCUUGGUUCUCUCAAUGUUGCAACAAAUGUUAAUGGAAGAUAAGGCAGAUUUAGUAAGAGAAGCUGUGAUCAAAAGCCUUGGCAUCAUUAUGGGAUACAUUGAUGAUCCAGACAAAUACCAACAGGGUUUUGAAUUGCUGCUCUCAGCCUUGGGUGAUCCCUCAGAAAGAGUAGUUAGUGCAACACAUCAAGUAUUUUUACCGGCCUAUGCUGCCUGGACUACAGAACUUGGAAAUUUACAGUCUCAUCUUAUACCUACAUUGCUGAACAAGAUAGAAAAACUUCUCAGGGAAGGAGAGCACGGGCUGGAUGAACAUAAGCUCCACAUGUAUCUUUCCGCUUUGCAGUCCUUGAUCCCCUCUCUCUUUGCGUUAGUGCUGCAGAAUGCGCCUUUCUCCAGCAAAGCCAAGCUUCAUGGUGAAGUGCCACAGAUAGAAGUGACUAGGUUCCCUCGGCCUAUGUCGCCUCUUCAAGAUGUGUCUACUAUAAUUGGAAGUCGUGAGCAAUUGGCAGUGCUCUUACAACUUUAUGAUUACCAGCUGGAACACGAGGGUACAACAGGCUGGGAGACUUUACUGUGGGUUGUCAAUCAAUUGUUGCCACAACUUAUAGAAAUAGUUGGCAAAAUUAAUGUUACUUCAACUGCCUGUGUCCAUGAAUUCUCCAGAUUUUUCUGGCGCCUUUGCCGGACAUUUGGCAAAAUUUUUACAAACACUAAGGUCAAACCUCAGUUCCAGGAGAUUUUAAGACUGUCUGAAGAAAACAUUGAUUCCUCAGCAGGAAAUGGGGUCCUCACUAAAGCUACUGUCCCCAUUUAUGCAACAGGAGUCCUUACGUGUUAUAUUCAGGAAGAAGACCGAAAACUGUUAGUGGGAUUCUUAGAAGAUGUAAUGACCCUGCUUUCAUUAUCGCAUGCUCCUCUUGAUAGCUUGAAGGCUUCUUUUGUGGAACUGGGUGCAAAUCCAGCCUACCACGAGUUAUUAUUAACUGUUUUAUGGUAUGGUGUUGUCCAUACUUCGGCACUUGUGAGAUGUACCGCUGCUAGAAUGUUUGAGCUGUUGGUGAAGGGGGUGAAUGAAACUCUGGUAGCUCAGAGGGUUGUUCCUGCUCUCAUUACUCUCUCCAGUGACCCUGAAAUCUCUGUCCGGAUUGCCACAAUUCCGGCCUUUGGCACUAUUAUGGAAACGGUUAUUCAAAGAGAGUUGCUGGAAAGAGUGAAAAUGCAGUUGGCUUCUUUUCUGGAAGAUCCUCAGUACCAAGACCAGUAUUCUUUGCAUACAGAGAUCAUAAAAACAUUUGGUAGAGUUGGGCCUAAUGCAGAACCAAGGUUCCGAGAUGAGUUUGUUAUACCACACUUGCAUAAGUUAGCCUUGGUGAACAACUUACAAAUUGUGGAUUCUAAAAGACUGGAUAUUGCCACCCAUCUUUUUGAAGCUUACAGUGCACUUUCCUGUUGUUUCAUUUCAGAGGAUUUAAUGGUUAAUCACUUUUUACCUGGUCUCAGAUGUUUACGGACUGACAUGGAGCAUCUUUCUCCAGAGCACGAGGUUAUUUUAAGUUCCAUGAUAAAGGAAUGUGAACAAAAAGUAGAGAACAAGACCGUCCAAGAGCCUCAAGGACUCAGCUCCAUGAGAGAGAAUGUUGUCUAUCCUUUUCAACCAAUGUGUCUCCAGUAUUUGAAGAAUGCCUGGUGUAUGAUAAGUACUCAACAUUAAUUGAAUGAAUUAAUGAAUAAGAGCUUGAUACCAAUUCCGUGAAAGUUUGCCAAUUAGAUUAAAAGGAUGAUUUAUGAAUCCCUCAAAACAGCAUGAAUUUACUGAGACUACAUGCCAGACUAACCUAAAGUCCUUUUUUCAUAGAGCUAUUAUUAUAUGUUGUUGAUCAGGAGAAUUGUGUGAUCUUGUGCAUCUUGCCCUCAGCAAAGUAUUGGGUUUGUUUCUUAUAGUGAGCUUAUUUAUAUCCAAGGUAGAAAAUAUGGAAUAAAUAAAAGUCCCUAAAAGAGUCGUGCCACGUGUGUAUGGCCUUAAAAGGUUUACAGAACUUGUAUUCAUAUCUGACUCUCUGAGCAACCCCUCUUAUCAACAACCUCAUCAAGUCUUCCAAGUGAUCUGUAAGUGUGGAGAAGCCAUCCCUUUCUAAAGAUUGUAAAGUCAUUCACCAUUCGAUGUGCAUUUAUGGAGUACCUAUUCUGUGCUAGGUGUAGGGAUGCGAUGAAUAAGACUGACCUAGAGCAGAGCUUACAGCCAGGCAGGGAAACAAGUGGAGAGAGAAGGACUGAGGAGGACGUACUUUAGUUAGAUGAUUAUUUUUAUGGUUUACUUUGGAAGACACCUCUGAGGUGACACCUGAAAACUAGGAAGAAUAAUAGGCUUUAACCGUGUGAAAAUAGGAAGAGAAAAAAGAACAGUAUGUGCAUAGGCAAUGAGAUGAAAAAUAGUGCUAUGUUCAAGGAACUGGAAAAAAAAAAAUGGCCCAUAUAGCUGAGACACUAUCAAAAGAUCAAAUUGGAGAGGAGUAUGGCCAGAUCAUAUAGGGCUUUGUACACUAGACUAGAAGUUAGAAAGGGAAGCCUUUGAAUAGUUGUAGUGGAAUGAUUUAACCCAAUUUGUGUUAGAUAGACUUGUGCUUUAUAAGAAUGCUUUUGAAAAGGAGAGGAGUAGAGGCUGACAGCAGAAGCUAACAAAUGCAGUAGUCCAAGCAGGAGAUGGUGGCAGCCUGGACAAAAAGGGAGGGAAAGGAGCAGAUCUGCAACAUGAUUGGAAGUAGAAUUGGCAUGACAGAUUGGGUAUGAAGAGUGAGGGAAAGGGAAAAACCAAAGAUGCUUAGACCUCUGUCUGCAAUAACUGAAUAAAAUAAUGGGUGCUGACAAUAGUGAAGAAGUAAAGAAUAAGUUUGGAGAGUUAAUCUACAAUUUUGUUUUAGAUGUCUAAGAGUUAAUGUGUGGAAUUCAAAAUGUCUAAGAGUUAAUCUGUGAAAACCUCAAGGAAGAAGUUAGUUCUCUGAGUCCGGAUCUCGGGCUAGAUCAUGGAGUCCUGAGUAUUUUCCGUAGAGCGAUGGGACUAAAUGAGAUGGCCUGGGAGAGAGGAACCAUGGAGAAGAGGAUCCAAAUGUGAACCCUAGGACACUCCUCCUACUUCAAAAUCCAACAGAGCAAGAGGAACUACUAAAAGGAUCGGGAGUAUACAGUGAGUUGGAGGGAAACCAGGAGAGUGUGGCUUCAUGGAAGCAAAGAGAAGAGCAUUCUGAGGAGGGUCAGUUGCUACUCCUACGUCAAGACGAGAAUGGAUCUGAAACCCAUUGAAAGAUGAAAGUCAUUGAUGACCUCAAUAUAGUUUCAGCAGUUUAAUGGAAAUGCAAAGAGAGACAAUGACUAGAGGUGACAGCUCUUUCAAAACAGUUGGCCAUAAAGGGGAGCAGAGGUGCUGGUAGCUAGAAAGGAACAUGAGGUCAAAGGAGGGUGCUGUUUAGCCUUGGUUUGUAAUGGGAGAAAUUAGGUCAGGUUCAUAUGCCACUGAGAAUAAGCCAGUAAAACGAAAGAUGAUGAUGAUGCAACAGCAGUAACAAGCAAAGACUGUGAGAGUGAAAUCCUUGAAGAGGCAAGAGGGGUUGAGAUUCAGAGCACAAAUGGAGGGACUGGCCUCGUUAUAAUAGGGGAGAAGCAGAGGUGCUCUUGGAGGCGAUUCGGUAGAUUUAGUGGUGGGAAGGUUAGGGGGUUUCCAUUUAAUUCCUUCUAUUUUCUCAGUGAAGUAUGAAGCAAAGAAAUUGAUUUGGCUGGCAUAUGGAAAGUGUUAGAGGUUUGAAGAGAAAGAAGGUAGAAAUGUUUGUCUUCGAGAAUGGCAGAGGGAAUUACUAAGGGAAUUGCAGGAUUUGUUUUGAAAGCCCAUUUGAGAAUAGUUAUUGUGAAUUUAAAGAGGGCUAGUUUACUAUAUAUACGUUAACUAAUUGGAAUUUGAAAUAAAGAAUUUAAAUAAAGACAGCUAGUUAACACAAGUGAUUUUUUUUUUUUCUCCAGCCAAGAACAACUAUUCAGGAACAGGUAUGAAGUAUACAGAGAAUAAACAGGGCUGAGUUCUAGAUGCUUCAGAGAAGGAGAAAGGACAAGGACAUGAAAGCUACUUGUGUAGGAAUGAUUAUAAUGAUGGGCCAUAGAAUCCAAACUGGAGAGGGGGAAAAAGGAAAUAUUGGAGUGAGGGGGGAAAUAAAUAAUCUGAGAAAUGGGUCCCAAUAAAAUUUUUAAAAUAUGUUUUAGUGAGAAUAUUCAAAUAGGUGAACUGGAUAGAAACUUCCUUUGGGAGUAAAAAAUGAAAAGCAAAUAAGACACCUGAUCUACCUCCAGGCUGUAAGGUACAGGAGUUUGUGAGAACGAAAAUAAAAAGCCUCCACUUAAAAGCUUAGCAGGAAAGGUGGUGUCUUAGGGGUAGCCAGGAUUCGAUUACAGUUGGCCCACUUAUACAUGGAUUUUUUUUUUACAGUACAAUACUGUAAAUGUAUUUUUUCUUCCAUAUGAUUUUCUUAACAUUGUCUUUUCUCUAGCUUACUUUAUUGUAAGAAUAUGGUAUGUAAUGCAUAAACAUACAAAAUAUAUAUUAGUCAACUGUUUAUGUUAUUGGUAAGGCUUUCAGUAAAUAGUAGGCUGUUAGUAAAGCUUGGGGAAGUCAAAAGUUAUAUGCAGAUUUUUCACCGUGUGGGAGUCUGUUCAUGAAACAUACUGCUCUGUCGUUUUCUUGUAAUGUCUGUGUCUGGUUUUGGUAUUAGGGUAAUGCUGGCCUCAUUGAAUGAAUUAAGUAUUCCUUCCGUUUCUAUCUCCCAAAAGAGACUGCAGAGAAGUGGUGUAAUAUCUUCCUUUAAUUUUGAUAAGAAUUCAUCAGUAAACACAUCUGGACCUAGUGCUUUCUGUUUUGAAAGAUUCUUAAUAUUUUGAUUCUAUUUCUUUAAUAUAAGCCUAUUGUGAUUGUGAGUUUUGACAAGAUUGUAUCUUUCAAGGAAUUGGUCCAUUUCUUUUUCUUUUUCUUUUUUUUUUAAAUAAUCUCAAUGUGGGGCUCAAACACACCACCCAAGAUCAAGAGUCACAUGCUCUACCAACUGAGCCAGGCAGGCAUCCCAGAAAUGGUCCCUUUCAUCUAAGUUAUCUAAUUUGUGUGCAUAGAGUUGUUCACAGUAUUCCUUUAUUAUUAUCCUUUUAAUGUCCAUGGUAUCUGUAUCUUAAGGUAGAAGCUUAGAUGACUGAUUUUAGAUCUUUCUUCUUUUCUGAAAUAUGUAUUCAAUGCUAUAAGUUUCCCACUAAGUACUGUUUUUG